Messenger RNA from Liolophura sinensis, 2492 nucleotides. RefSeq names its product short-chain collagen C4-like. The record is from RefSeq and is a predicted model, not a curated record. NCBI's taxonomy places the organism in Eukaryota, Metazoa, Mollusca, Polyplacophora, Chitonida, Chitonidae. The transcript is spliced from 4 exons. The coding region runs from base 1 to 918 and encodes 305 amino acids.
AUGAUGAUAACCACCGCCACAGUCAUCGGAUGCCUGCUAUGGCGAGGGCUUCACGCUGUUGACUAUGUCAAUCAGGGCGACACCUGCUCAGUAAUAAAAGCCCUGGAAGACAAAAGUGCAGAAGUCCAGUUCCUGAAGCGCCAGAUUCAAGCCCUACAAGAUCAGCUGCGUCGACGCAAAGAUGUUCUCGGACGACUGAAGGAUUUGGAGGUGAAGACGAACAAAGUGGAUUCUGAUAUGAAAGCUGUGAAAGCUCAACUCGACGAUCCACGAGGCAAGAAACAUCCAAUGAGGUUUACAAAGUGUCUACAUAAUAUUGUUUCAUGUUUUGUAGGAAGUGGGCCUAGGAGUUCUGGUGCAGUGUACACCCGGUGGGGCAGGACGCGGUGUCCUCGGGACAGCUUCCUUCUAUAUGAUGGGUUUGCAGGAGGUUCUUUUGUAACAUAUGGAGGCGGAGGAGCCAAUUAUAUGUGCCUUCCCAAGGACCCUCAGUGGGCAAAAACCAUUGACGGUCGUCAAGAUUGCGUGGGUCUGAUGUUCGGAGCUGAGUACCAAUCCUGUGCCGAGAAUGACCAUCUUUUCUCCAAUGAAAAUGCCGACACAAGUUCAAUUUACGAACAAGACGUCCCAUGUGCAGUUUGCCAGUCAACUGGCCGAACAAGUCACGUGAUGAUUCCAGCAAAAACCGAGUGUCCUUACGGUUGGGUCCGAGAGUAUUUCGGCUACCUCAUGUCAUCUCACUACGAACACAAGCGGACGGAAUGGGUGUGCGUGGAUCCUGCGCCAGAAGUCCUGGAGAACGGUUCUGCCAAUAUGAAUGGAGCCCUAUUGUAUUUCACCGAAGUGGCGUGCGGCUCUCUGCCUUGUCCACCCUAUAGGGACGGCCAUGAACUUACGUGUGUUGUCUGUACAAAAUAGGCUAAUAGGAUGUCGUAAAUUGUCGAAGUAUUGUGCAGGAAAGAAAACACAUUUUGUUAUAGACCACUUGUGAUGCUGCAGAGGGUGCAGUGAUGCUGUAUUCGUGACCUAUGGCACUUCUGCCGAGUUAUAAGACUCUGACCUCUGUAAGAUUUCUCUGUUCGUGUAAGUUUAAAUGAAGUAGCUUGAUGAAAAUGAUAUGAACAGGUCGGUGUUUAAACAUAACUCACUUGUCAUAACCUUCCGAAUAUUACAAGAGCACCACGAAAGGUUGUUCUAAAUUAGAUUCCUCUUGUAAUCCAAAUUAUUACACAUCUCAUAAACACAUAUGUACAUAUUAUUCUUGGGAGGGCUUGUUCUUCCGCUACAUUUGAUAAAUGCAUACUUAUUCAGGCCACCAGUGACUCGUACAAAGUCGAACGACAACAAAUGGAUGUACAUAUUUAGCAAUUUAGUUCAUGGUUAGAUGCGUACUUGAUUAGUUCAUUUACAUCGGUGGCAUAUAGUAUACACCAUAUUGAAUAGAAAACCAAUUUAUCUUCGAAAUUUGUAAAUGUCUAUCGAAACAUAUUAUACAAUCGAAUAAUUAUGUUAAAUUCAAGUGUUUAUUAAAUUAAACAUAUAAAUAUCUGAAGGCAAAGCUAGUGGCAUAUGCAUGUAGACAACUAGCUUGUAGAUAAUUCACACGAAACCCUAAGACUAAUCCCGCAGCCACUGCGUAUUCACAGACAUGUGCUUAAUGUGUUCAUGAGUCUCUGAUUGUUAUUUAAUAUCACGAUCAAGAAUGUGUCUGUUUACGAUGGCGGUUAGAUUUAUGAUUGUGGAAACUGGAGUGCCCAAACUAAACCACAGGCCUUAGACAAGUUAGUGAUGAACUUGCUUGUAUCAUACAAGAGUUACCCAACCCCCGUGAAAAGUAUGAUUUGGGGAAUAAAGCCCAUCAACAAUCAAACCAUCUUCCUCGCAUGAAGUUUAAAAUUGCAUGCCUUUCUAAUACAUCACUUCACUAUAUCCAAGAGACAAAAAAGGACAUUUUGACAAACAAAGGUUCCUGGGUUCACUUUCACAAAGAUGUCGUAUGAUAUCGCGCAUAUAGGACAACCGUACGUUACACCAGUAACGUACAAAAUAUCGUACGGCAAAUGUACGAUAAAAAAUGUCGUACGCCGCACUGUGAAAGUCAUCCCUGUAGAUAUACCAUGCUGUUCAUUCAGUAAUACUGCACGUACAAAUCAAACCUAUUUAGACAACAAAAGGCUAAUUACCACAAUCCAUGAUGACAAGUGGAAACGAUCGUAACAUCGUAAAACGUAAGCGUUCAUUGGCUAAUGCGGAUUACGACACUUUCCACUCGUAUAAGAAAGCCAUUGGGGUCGAUAGAUGGGAAUGGUCUAUCUUGGAGGAGCACGUGUGUGUCGGAUGGAUGUUUUCAUCUCCCGCCGACUUUACGAUAAGGAUAGUUUCUGUUUUGACAUUAACCAUUCUUAUACUUGCAUACCAAUGUAGCAAAAGGACCUGUAUAUGUCGUGCACAUCUAAAUGACAGUGCAGUGUUUGUUAGAUUCACUGCAUGAA